AUGGUGGGCGUUCAGAAACUCGCGGAGGGCACUGCUGCCGAGCCCAUCAUCACCCGCAUGUUGGAGCAGGACAAGGUACGAUGGUGGAAAAAAAGAAACCUCCGCCUCAUGUAUGUCUGGCUCUUCUGCUGCUGCAUGGGCGUUGAGAUUACAUCUGGUUUCGACUCUCAACUCAUUGGCACCCUCCAAUUCUCCGUCCCCUUCAACAAGUACUUUGGAGACGGCUACCUCGACAAGGAUGGAGAGCACUCCAUCAACCCCAAAAUCAUCGGUUUCAUGUCUGCUUGCUACCAGCUCGGUUCCAUUCUCGCCGUCCCUAUUGCCCCAUGGCUGAACCAGCGCUAUGGUAGACGUAUGGCCGUCUUCGUCGGUUCCGUCAUCAUGGUUGUUGGCGCUAUCCUGCAAGGAUUUGCCCAGCAUAUCGCCAUGUACAUCAUUGCACGUAUGCUGCUCGGAUUCGGAAUUCUCUUUGCCAUCAUUGCCGGAUCGGCCUUGAUUGGAGAGCUUGCCCACCCCAAGGAACGUCCAUUCAUGACCUCUCUCUUCAACGCCUCAUACUUUAUCGGUUCCAUCACCGCCGCUGCCAUUUCAAUCAAGACAACCACCAUUGGUGGAAACUGGGGAUGGCGACUUCCUUCGCUUCUCCAGAUCUGCCCUUCGAUUCUGCAGAUUUGCACCGUUUGGCUGCUCCCUGAGAGCCCACGUUAUCUGAUUUCCCGUGACCGUGACGACGAGGCCUAUGCUAUUUUGGUCAAAUACCACGCUGAAGACGACGCCAACUCGCUCCUCGUCCAAGCUGAAAUGGCCCAGAUUCGAUCCACCAUCAAGCUCGAAAUGGAGAACUCCAAGCAAUCCUGGAUGGACAUGGUCCGAACUCCCGGUAUGCGCCGCCGUGUCAUCAUCGCCGUCUUCUUGGGUCUCUUCACCCAGAUGAGCGGCAACACUCUGCUCUCUUACUACCAAAAGCUGCUCUUCAACCUGAUGGGUUUUACCGAUAACAACACAAAGACGCGCAUCAACAUGGCCAACCAGUGCUGGAGUUUGUUGAACGCUGUCAUCAUCGCUCUCGUCGUCACCCGAUUCCCCCGUCGUAAGAUGUUUAUGCUUUCCGCUGGAUCCAUGGUCAUGGUCUUCAUGGCCAUUACCAUUACUCUGCACUCGCUUCAGACAGCCGACAAAGCCGGAACCACCAACUCACCGGCCCAGAUCGCAUCUCUGUUCUUCUACUUUGCCUACUCUCCUUGUUACAACAUCGGAAACAACUCGCUCACAUACACAUACCUUGUCGAGCUGUUCCCUUAUGCGCAACGUACCAUGGGUAUCGGUAUCGAACAGAUUUUCGGAAAGUUGGCUGGUUUCUUCUCCAUCUACGUCAAUCCCAUUGCCCUUACCGCCAUUGAGUGGAAGUACUUUGCCAUCUACUGCGCAUGGAUCUCCUUUGAAUUCUCGUUCAUCUACUUCAUGUACCCCGAGACGUACAACCGCACGCUCGAAGAAUUGGCUUUCUUGUUCGAGGACGAUCUUGCCGACGAGGCUACCAGGGCAACCGAGAAGUCGGUUAACCAGGUUCAAGACAGCACAAUUGUUGACCACGGCAAGACUGGAGCUACUACGAUCGAACGUGCUGCUUAG
Bipolaris zeicola 26-R-13 is the source of this 1632-nucleotide messenger RNA. RefSeq lists its product as uncharacterized. Gene Ontology annotation, cellular component: membrane. NCBI's taxonomy places the organism in Eukaryota, Fungi, Ascomycota, Dothideomycetes, Pleosporales, Pleosporaceae. The transcript has 5 exons. Bases 1 to 1632 code for a protein of 543 amino acids. Gene Ontology annotation, biological process: carbohydrate transport; transmembrane transport. Gene Ontology annotation, molecular function: carbohydrate:proton symporter activity. The record is from RefSeq and is a predicted model, not a curated record.